AUGUCUGAUGAUAUUGUUAUCAACGGCCGGACUGUGGCUAGCUCUGAUCUGCAGUCAGACGCUGCCGACUCGAACUAUAUCUUGGUUCGCACCACAGGUGACCCCUUGAACAAAGCGCAGAAGACCGAACUGAAGGGCCUGGGAGUUGAGAUCCAGGAGUUUGUCGGGAACGAAAACGACCAGCUGUAUCUCUGCGGAUACAAGCCCACGUCUCUGGACCAAGUCCGUCACCUGGACUACAUCAGCUAUGCCAAUAUCUACUCUCCCACCUUUGUGGUGCCGGACGUCCUACAGUCUACUACGACCACACCAGCGUUGAGAACCAACGAGGAGACUGACGGCACCGUCGAAGUGGAUGUCCUGCUUCACCACGACAUCAAGGAGGCAUCCGAGGACAUUUUGAGCAAGAUUGCAGAAGCCGGGAGCGUGCAGACGUCAGCCAUCUCGGUCGAGCCAGGCUUCAUCAGGGUGAAGGUUGACCCCGAGAAACUGGACAAGAUCGCCGCGGUCGACGAGGUGCGGGUCAUUCACCCGAUCAAUGAACGCCGACUUUUCAAUAACGUUGCUCGUGGCAUCCUGCGCCUGGAUGGGCAAAGUGGCAGCAACACGUCCUACAAGGGAAAAGGCCAGGUUGUGUGUGUAGCAGACACGGGUUUCGACAAAGGCAGCCAGACCGACGUGCACGACGCCUUUCUCGGUCGUGUGAGGAAGCUCAAUCCGUGGGGCCGAAGGAGAUUGAACCUUUCAGAUGACCCAGAUGGCCAUGGCACUCAUGUGUGCGGUUCCGUCCUAGGCAGCGGCCAGCAUAGCUCACAGGGUCUGAUCCAGGGUGCAGCCCCCGAGGCGACUCUGAUUAUGCAGUCGACAUUCAGCGGUUUCGACUCGAGACGCCGAUCCCAACUCGGAGGCAUUCCAAACGACAUCAGUCAACUGUUCGAUGAAGGCUACAAAGCCGGCGCGAGAGUCCACACAAACUCGUGGGGUACUCCGUUGUCAGCAACAGGCGUGCAAAACCCUUACGAUGGUGGUGCCGAGAGUAUCGACAAGUUCGUUUUCGAAAACCAGGACAUGACCAUCCUUUUCGCCGCCGGCAAUGACGGGCAAGACUCGGACCUUGAUGGCAAAGUCAACGAGCGCUCGCUUGGUGCUGAGGCUGCGGCCAAAAACUGUAUUACUGUCGGGGCGUCCGAGAACAACCGCCCUGACCUCCAGUCUGGCGAGGCAGGCCGGGCAUACACAUAUGGCGGCUUCUGGCUUCGGGACUUCCCCAAGAAUCCUCUGAAAGAUGACCACCAAGCCAACAAUCCGGAAGGGCUUGCAGCGUUCAGCAGCCGUGGACUAACGGCGGAGAAUCGCAUCAAGCCAGACAUUGUCGCCCCAGGCACCGCCAUCCUCUCGGCACGUUCCAGAAACCAGAAAUACGAUGACGAAGUCAAGAUCAUGGGGGAGUCUGGUGAUGAUAGGUACAUGUAUCUGUCGGGCACGAGCAUGGCCACGCCUCUGGUGGCGGGUUGCUGUGCCGUUCUUCGAGAGGCGCUGCUGGCCCACGGCUACCAAGAUGAGCAGAAUGGCGUCAAGAACCCCACGGGCUCGCUGAUCAAGGCUCUGCUGAUCAACGGCGCAGUGCCCAUCAAAGGACAAUACAUGCCCAAGGAGGUCGGGGACGAGCCCAACCCGCAUUCCGGCUUCGGACGUGUCGACGUGUCAACCUCGGUGGUCGACCCUGCCGAAAAGUCCUCGGGAUAUGAAAUUGGAGCCAUCGAGGACGACGAAGAGCCAGUCACGUUCAAGAUCACCGUCCCCCAGACCGGGGGUCGCACCCUGAAAGUCACCCUGGUGUACGCCGACGUUGCCGGUGCCGCGCUGGCCAAUGACCUGAACCUGCUCGCCGUCGCGGGCGGCAAGGAGCGUCACGGCAACCAGCAGGAUCAAGAGUUCGACGUCGGCGCGACCAGGACCUUUGACCGCCGCAACAACGUCGAGCAGAUCAUCUGGGCCCAGAUCCCGGGUGACGAGGUCGAGAUUGUCGUCAAGCCGUUCCGUCUGUUUAGUGAGCGUGUGCCCUUUGCCGUGGCGUGGAGGUUUUAUUAG
Fonsecaea nubica is the source of this 2091-nucleotide messenger RNA. RefSeq lists its product as hypothetical. The record is from RefSeq and is a predicted model, not a curated record. The transcript has a single exon. Lineage: Eukaryota; Fungi; Ascomycota; Eurotiomycetes; Chaetothyriales; Herpotrichiellaceae. Gene Ontology annotation, molecular function: serine-type endopeptidase activity. Bases 1 to 2091 code for a protein of 696 amino acids. Gene Ontology annotation, biological process: proteolysis.